AACCAGUAGAGAGUCGGUAGUGAUCGGCACCACCUCGUACCCCUCGGGCCGACGCUCGGCCGAAUGCGCCCGAAUGGUUGCCGAAUCAAAACCAAAACGGCCUAACCGUGCCAUGAUGCGAUGCAUGAACGCGAUGACCACCAUCUUAGUCCCAGGCUCACCCCUGGUGGAGACAGAGUCCAAUCCUUUCAUCUCCCAACACGAGGGGGAAGACGUCACCCUGACUUGCAAGGUGAAGGACAAAGGGGACCACACGGUGUCAUGGAUGCUGAGUGGAUCCAAGCCUAAACCCCUCUUUCACGGGACCAUGCGAGUCCACCUGGACAAACGCUACCGGAUCGAGUCAGACGGCAACAGUACGUAUAACCUCAAGAUAAGCCGUAUAACGCGGUACGACGAGGGCAAGUACCUGUGCCAGGUGAACACCAUGCCGCAGCCUACCUCAGUCAACAUCACGCUGCAGGUUGUCGUCGCGCCGGAAAUAGUGGGGAUCCUCCCACAGCCGGGAGCCACGCCCACCAUCGAGAAGAACAACAGCAACCGAUUUGCCUACAACGAAUCCGAUGACGUUAUGCUGACGUGUCUGGCCGAGGGAUCACCAUUACCACGGAUCACAUGGCGACUAAUGGUAAACACCAGUUUCUACCCAGUGGUAUCUACCAACGCCACCUUGAACAUACCCAACAUACAACGGGACCAGGCUGGGGUCUUCACGUGUACAGCGGAGAACGGCUACCGUGACACGCCUAAAGAACGCUGGAUAACCGUCAUUGUGCAGUUCAAGCCAGAAGUCACUGCGGACGAGAGAGAUAUACGGUGCGGCCAGGGCGACUAUCGCCAGCUACGGUGCCAGGUCAGGUCCCAACCCCCAGCGAUAUACACGUGGACAAAGGACAACCAGAUUCUCACGGGAAGAGACAUCUCCAAAAGAUCCCAGAUGCUUUUUGUGCUUGUGAGUGUCAAUCCAGAGACAGACUACGGUGUGUACCGAUGUCAAGCUACAAACAUACUAGGAACCACAGAAGAUGUGAUUGAAGUUAGUGGCCGUCUUCGCCCGCCCAAUAUUGUGAGCAAUCCGAUCGGAAUACGUCGCCACUCCUACAAGUUAGUUUGGACCAUGGGGAGCCGCAUGCAGCAGUUACAGGGCACGGCUGGAUACACCCCCAUUGAUGGCUACACGAUGUCUUACUAUGGAUGGUGGUUCCAGGAGAAAGAGACGGGUGGGGUCGAGAAGGUCAACUCCCACAGUCCCGACUCUCCACUCGAGGUGGACAUCCCCCAUGACCCGGAACUAGGUCGUCAAUUCUACGUUCUACGUGACCUCAGGGCAAAUGUCACGUACGAGGUCACCCUCAGGGGCUACAACGGAUACGGCGACGGGGACAAUGUAACGUUCACAUUUUACACAUCCCUGGUGAACUCGUGGGUUACAACAACGGCUGCGCCAAAGAAAACAAUAGCCUCAAAGGGCAUUGUGAAGAAGUGGAAGAAUGCUGGACCGUCAGUGCACUGCGCACGCGCAGAUACAAUCCUCUUCGUUGUGUCACUGUGGAUAAUAGUUCAAUAUUUGUAGUAAAUCGUAAAUUGCUUUUCAGGGAUCGAUCAAAAUAAUAUCAAGGUUUCACUGACAAACACCGUUUUGAAAACGUUGGCUUGCCUCUCUUGUUUUCUGUCUUUUUAAUUGCUAAAAACGAUGUGCUCCCAAUCACGUUCGGCAACUAUUCGCGCCCGCGUCAGAUAGAUGAGAGAAGUACUACAGGUGUACAUCAUCCGUUACAGUACUGUUCACUCACGAGGCCCCCAUUCAAUGGAAAAUACAUUGUUAGAUACUGUACAAAGCAACUGUCCCGUGACGCAUUAUCUGACCAGUAGAUAGCGCAAUGAUUUUGCCAUUGAAAGGGGCCUCCGUGAUGAUAGUGUGAACGGAUUGCUCUUCUACCCAAGUGGAUAAAAAAUGUUACAUAUAAAGGAGACUUGAUAUGAGCCUUGCUAGUAGGUCUGGCGUACUGCAGGUCAGUACUAUAUUAAGGAAAUGAGUAGGGACGCACGGUUUCGGUAGGCUUACUAGUUACCAUUGUUAGAUUUCAGACACUAUGCAUAAACUGUAGGUAGUUCUGCUAGGGCUACUCAUGAGAACCGUUGAAUCAGACGCUGUAAAGCUCCAGAUUGAAAUUCCAACAUCCGCGCGAUCAAGAUGUUUUAACCGAUCGCAUCCGUGCGGCAUGUCCGAUAUGCGUGCUCACAAGUCCGACAUGUAUUAGCCUCGACUCCAUGGGCGCGUGCGCGUUCCUUGGCUGUG
Messenger RNA from Patiria miniata (bat star), 2299 nucleotides. RefSeq names its product igLON family member 5-like. The coding region runs from base 74 to 1573 and encodes 499 amino acids. Lineage: Eukaryota; Metazoa; Echinodermata; Asteroidea; Valvatida; Asterinidae. Gene Ontology annotation, molecular function: protein binding. The record is from RefSeq and is a predicted model, not a curated record. Gene Ontology annotation, biological process: cell-cell adhesion. The transcript is spliced from 11 exons.